Molecule: messenger RNA, 893 nt
Organism: Gracilinanus agilis (Agile Gracile Mouse Opossum)
Lineage: Eukaryota; Metazoa; Chordata; Mammalia; Didelphimorphia; Didelphidae
Product: transmembrane and coiled-coil domain-containing protein 6-like
Exons: 5
Coding region: 1-594 (197 amino acids)
Source: RefSeq, a predicted model, not a curated record
AUGUCCCAGUACCAGAAACAGCAGAUACAAGCACAUUGGGAGUACCAGGAAAACAAACAGAGUCCUUCCUCUCAGCCCGAUUUAGCCCUCCAACUCUUUUAUUCUCUAAGGAAGGCCAGGCGGGAACAGCACCUGGUCAGCAAGAGACUGCUGAGGGACAGUGACCUAGAAGAAGCCAGAGAUGAGUUUCCAAACAGGCCCCUGGAAGAACUGGAGGUGCUACACUUACUGAGGAUGUCUCAGCGGGGAACUGAAAAGGAGAAAGAGAAGGCAUUAAUCAGCCUCCGGCAUAGCCUGCAGCAUCCUGAGACCCAGCAGACUUUUAUCCGGCUUGAAGGCAGUAUUCGAACACUAAUUGGACUCUUGACAAGCAACUGGGCCUCACUUCAGAUGGAGGCAGCUCGGUGUCUGCAUGAGCUCUCCCAUGCUGACCAGCCCAAUGUGGCGGAAGCCUGCCUGCCGUCCACAUCCUACCUCCUCACCUACCUUUCUGGGCACAGUGCUGACUUCAUAGUCAGACACCUAGUGAUGGAAUUUGGAUCCAAGGGCCUGGUUCCAGACUCAUGUCUGUCAAUCCACUGCUCAGAUGCCUGAAACCCUGUCUCCCACUGCCAUUCCACUACAGGACCUAGUAUCAGAAUCAAUGACUCUUGGACCCACAUUAUGUCACAUGUCCUUUAUAAGUCAUAUUAUUAGCAUUAACUAAAAGGCUGGUAUAAAGAAUGAGUAGGUACUGAACCCUAGCUUCUGAUUUCCCGGUACUCUGGAAUGAACAACUCUGCCAAUGUGUCCAGUCUGAUGUUAAUCCCUCAGGGGCAUGGGCAGGGCCCUGGGGGUGGCCAGUGUUCACUUGUUGAAAUGUAGAAUUCCUGGGCUCAGAUUUAUUGAUAAAA